CCGCAGCCGCCGACCUUCCUCCGCGGGCUCCGCCCCCUGCCCCGGAAGUGCUCGCUGAGGGUGGAGGUUUCUGGGCCGGUCCGGGAGCGGCGCUUCCUUUUUGUCCGACAUCUUAGUGAGGUGCAGGGGUGGCUGUUGCUCGCCGAGCUUCGCUAUGCCGCCCAAGGACGACAAGAAGAAGAAAGAUGCCGGAAAGUCGGCCAAGAAGGACAAAGACCCAGUGAACAAGUCUGGAGGCAAGGCCAAAAAGAAGAAGUGGUCCAAAGGCAAAGUUCGAGACAAGCUCAAUAAUCUGGUGUUGUUUGACAAAGCGACAUAUGACAAACUCUGUAAGGAGGUUCCCAACUAUAAGCUUAUAACUCCAGCUGUUGUCUCUGAGAGACUGAAGAUUCGAGGUUCUCUGGCCAGGGCAGCCCUUCAGGAGCUCCUCAGUAAAGGACUUAUUAAACUGGUUUCAAAGCACAGAGCUCAAGUAAUUUACACCAGAAACACCAAGGGUGGAGAUGCCCCAGCUGCCGGUGAAGAUGCAUGAACAAGAUCCCACCAACUGUACAUUUUGGGAAAUAAAACUUUAUUAAAUGAAA
Messenger RNA from Canis lupus familiaris (dog), 584 nucleotides. It is a transcript of the gene RPS25, whose product is annotated as ribosomal protein S25. Gene Ontology annotation, cellular component: cytosolic small ribosomal subunit. The coding region runs from base 155 to 532 and encodes 125 amino acids. The transcript is spliced from 5 exons. Gene Ontology annotation, molecular function: structural constituent of ribosome. Lineage: Eukaryota; Metazoa; Chordata; Mammalia; Carnivora; Canidae. The record is from RefSeq and is a predicted model, not a curated record.